GUGUCAUAUUACUAUGAUGAUUAUGACAAUACAAUCAUUCAAACGAUUAGCUAUUUAUUAACCAUGAGGUACUGUCACACUCACAACUAUCCAGUACAGUGAAGAGACGGCAGAAUGCAAAGACUGAGGGCGUUGCUGUCACCGUGCGUACAAAUGUGGAAUUACACAAAGUAGGACAUCACAUCCAGCUCAUGCGCGUGUAUGACGGUGACGAGAAAUAUUUGGCUUGAAUACGUCCUGCGCGUUAUUAGACGAUCAGACGGGAUUUGUUGUCACAGAUGAUGAGUUGACAUUGAAUCAGAAGGUGACCAACUGAGCAACUGUCAAGUUCGCACAUGUGUCGCGCAGGUCUCACCGCAAGGGGAACACCUUCGAUCCGAAGCCACGUGGCCCGAUCCGGCUAAUUGCGUAACAGUUUGGGGGUUUUUUUUCCCCCUCUUGGCUCUCUCCUCGAAGCUCCACUAACUUGCCACGGUGUGUGACAUAUUUCUGAUAGCUGCUGUUAGUGUAGGCAAAAAGUAAGUCAAACGUGCAUGGGUGGUACGGUUGCCUGGGUAACUUAAAUCAGUGGGUGCAAGCACGGUUGUUAUGGUGACAGUCUGUGGGCGCAAUGAGGGCAGCAGGACGGAGGAGAAGCCCCACUGGAUAAGUGACAAAGAUGUUCAUGUCGGACUCUGCGGAUUUAGUUUCAAUGCGUUUGAAACGGACAGAAAAACAGACAGAUUUUUUUUUGUAUGAAUGUAUUUAGCAUGAAGCUCAAUAAUGAUGUUUGCUUGUGCUUUCAGUGAUAGAUCCCGCUGUACCUCUUUCUGACCAAACAAAAUCCAACUACACAGUGCAUAUUAAAUUAAUGGCUUGAAUGUAUUCUCGUCAUACUAUCACAACAACACACUUAUUUUUAAUUUGUCCCCAUUUUAAAAACAGAUUUUUUGGAUUCAAAAACUCAACCCUGCAAAGAAAUCCUGUCUAACAAUGUCAGACAUGGUUCCAGUAGAGGUUAAGGCACGUUGUAGCUUUCCCUCUACCAAGCUGGAGAAGAUGAAAGCAGCUAAAGCCCUGGUGGAGAAAGCAAUCAAGGCGCAAAAAGUAUUUUCAGUGCAGGGGCGCUAUCCUGUGAUCCGUGCCGGCUUACGGGCCAGAGGGUGGGUGGAGCGUUAUUUGCCCAACGCAGGCCAUGGAACGUCUCCCUGCCAGAGUGAGAAGGACAAGGAGGAAGAUGAUGCCAGUAUUGGAGCAUAUAAUUGCAGUGAGAUAAAAGAGAGAGGGGAUGACACUGAGCAAGAUGACCUUGACGACAUGUAUGACUUCAUGUCUCGCCUGGUUCGAAAUCAAAAGCCUUUCUUCUACUGGAGCCCACGCUACGAUGCCACCCACUAUCGUUCGCUUCAACAGGACCAAAUCACCAACCACUAUGCCAACACCGCAAACUUCACCACCAAGGUGGGUCUCUGUGUGAACCUGCGUAACCUUAGGUGGUAUGACACUGCAGACCCUGACACCUUCUUUCCGAGAUGUUACAGGCUCGGGGCCGAGGAUGAGAGAGAUGCAUUCAUCGAGGACUUCAGAAGGACGGCGUGCAGCAGUCUGCUGAAGCACGUGGUGGAGACGAGCAUGAAGAUAAAUAAGCCAAUGCAAGAUGAAGAGGGGAAAGCCGAAAGCGCCGUCUCCGCAGUGAGUGCAGGAGUGAUCAACACAGCCUUGCAGAGGUGUCAGGAGUAUCUGAGUGUCUUAGCGCACAGCGACAUCGAUGUGACUGUGAAACCUUUGCCUUUUGUGGAGGAAAACCAAUGGAAUCACUUUCUGCAAAAGUACUACUUGGUUGUGCAUAAAGGUGCAUCGAUCAGAAGUAGUGCUGGUUUUGUGGAGCGCUGCCAGGCCAUGUUGGUCCGACUGAAGGAAGUGUGUCCUCAGCUGGACACUGAUGGAGUCAAUAACAUCUGGAUUAUAAAACCUGGUGCCAUGUCAAGAGGAAGAGGUAUUGUUUGCAUGAAUCGCUUGGAUCAGAUUUUAGCACUGGUAGACUCAGACAAAGCCAUGGUGAAAGAUAGCAAGUGGGUGGUUCAGAAGUACCUGGAACAGCCUCUGUUGGUCAAUGGAACCAAAUUUGACCUGCGUCAGUGGUUUCUCGUCACCGACUGGAACCCUCUGACCGUUUGGUUCUACAGGGAAUGCUACCUGAGGUUCUCCACACAGCCUUACUCCACAAAGAGACUUGAUAGCUCGGUCCAUCUGUGCAACAAUGCCAUCCAGAGGCACCUCCAGCCAUCAAAUGAGCGCCAUCCCAGCGUGCCAAGGGACAACAUGUGGUCCAGCUCCGACUUCAAAGCCUUUCUACAGCAGCAGGGCCGUGGGGCGCAGUGGGACAAGGUGGUGGUCCCGGGUAUGCAACAAGCUGUGGUCCACGUCUUGCAGACGGCUCAGGACCAGGUGGAGCGCCGCAAGGCAACCUUUGAGUUAUACGGUGCCGAUUUCAUGUUGGGAAAUGAUCUGAGACCUUGGCUCCUUGAAGUCAACGCCAAUCCCACGAUGGCCUGCACCAGCGUUGUCACAGCUCGCCUCUGCCCCGCCGUGCAGCUGGACACGCUGAAGGUGGUGCUGGACAGACGAAACAACCCCAACGCCUUCACGGGAGGCUUCCGGUUGAUCUACAAACAGCCUGCAGUUGAACCCCCACAAUUUAGCGGCGUGAACCUAAUAGUGGAAGGAAACCACAUCGGGAAACCUAAAUCUACAAAGCGCAGACAAAGGCUUCGUUCUACUCUGCCUCGCUCGACGCAAUCCGCAAGAAGCCACACAAGUUCUUCCGAAGACAACGAAAUGAUGAGUAAACAUCAAGUGAAGUCAUGCGACAAGGCACAAGAGCAGCUUUCCCCGGAGAAGAGGCAGCAGACACCUCCUCCAAGAAGGGAACAACGGGAAAGAACAGUUGUUCGCAAUGCCGGUUUGGUACCAGAACGACACGUGGUGGAGGACCACGCUGAACCCAGGAGGAGACCCCAGUGUUUGAGUGUGAAUCGUGGUAUCGGCGGAACUCCACUGGCCCAACGGAGCGUCCCCUUUUCUCGCACCACCCUCCCUUGCAGUGUUUCACUUGUAUGUAAAUCUCCAAUUAAACCAAUCCAUGGAGCGCACCUGUGGAAGUCCUUGCUUCCCAGGACUUUUUACGAGCCUUGUUACCGGCCCCCAGUACGGGCAACUUCUUUCUGUCGGGAUCAGCUCCCCAUGCUGCGGCUCACAAGCAUGCAGCCAAAUAUGCUGCCAAGCUAUCGAAAACCUAUGGAGACCUUUCAAAUUGAGUCUAGUUAUAGAUUUUACAAGCAGCGUUAUAUGCAAACUAUGUCCAGAUAUAAAUGACAAUGUACAGGAAGUGUUUUUUUUUUUCCUUCAAAUUUGAUCAAAUGACCUUUCGGCAUACGACACUAUUAAAUACUCAGGUAACUAAUAUUUUCUCUGCAAUCACAAUCUAUAAUAGAUUUCAUUAAAAGACUUGUACUUUUACAAAGAUAAUGCUCAAGUUUGAUUAAAACUUUCAGAGAGGUAUUACUUUUACUAGAAUAUCACAUAAUUGGGAAUAAAUGGAGUUUAAUGAUG
This is a messenger RNA of Hippocampus comes (tiger tail seahorse), 3591 nucleotides long. It is a transcript of the gene ttll3, whose product is annotated as tubulin tyrosine ligase-like family, member 3. NCBI's taxonomy places the organism in Eukaryota, Metazoa, Chordata, Actinopteri, Syngnathiformes, Syngnathidae. The record is from RefSeq and is a predicted model, not a curated record. Gene Ontology annotation, cellular component: axoneme; microtubule cytoskeleton. The transcript has 12 exons. Gene Ontology annotation, biological process: cilium movement; protein polyglycylation; cilium assembly. Gene Ontology annotation, molecular function: protein-glycine ligase activity, initiating. The coding region runs from base 973 to 3354 and encodes 793 amino acids.